Oncorhynchus masou masou (cherry salmon) is the source of this 3891-nucleotide messenger RNA. RefSeq names its product zinc finger protein OZF-like. The record is from RefSeq and is a predicted model, not a curated record. The transcript has 4 exons. Lineage: Eukaryota; Metazoa; Chordata; Actinopteri; Salmoniformes; Salmonidae. Gene Ontology annotation, molecular function: RNA polymerase II cis-regulatory region sequence-specific DNA binding; DNA-binding transcription factor activity, RNA polymerase II-specific. Gene Ontology annotation, biological process: regulation of transcription by RNA polymerase II. Bases 390 to 1880 code for a protein of 496 amino acids. Gene Ontology annotation, cellular component: PcG protein complex; chromatin; transcription regulator complex.
CACUUCCUUCUCAACGGCGCUGAUUCUGGUCUGCUCCGUGAAGCGGAAGAAUUAUGAAUCAAAUCAAAUGUUAUUGGUCACAAACAUAUUUUAUUGCUGCUGUAGCGAAAUGCUUGUAAUGCACUGACUACUGCGGAUGUUGCAUUAUUGAAAAUGCUGCAUGGACACUGCAGACAUCGGAUUGAACAUACUUUGGGCUUUUCUGGUUCGCUGCACGAAUAGCGCUGCUGUAAACAGUCUGGUAUUUUAUAGGCGUCCAUUACUGGGCCUCAGACAAUUAAACUAUCUGGACUCUCGAAGAGGACGUUGUUUCAAGUGGAUCUCGGGUAGAGUUAGGCGACAACAGACAACAGGAUUCUUGAAACGCUGAAGAAAGAAUAGCUUACACGAUGAAUCGGGACAGACCUAGUCCAUCCCCCUCCAACCUGCCGGAGUCCCCUGGUCACAACUCUCCUGGUAGCGCCUUACUGCUGGAUCUGAAGAGGGUGUCUGUGUUGCUGGUCGACUACAGGAAAACACCAGGAACUGUGAGAGAAGGACACGAGGAGGGAGAUGAAGAUUUGAUUUCAUCAAGGGACAGCACGAACCAUUCUCUCAGUUGGAGGGGCUUGUCAUCUGCGGAGCCUCAACAACAUUGUGUUGCUGAAGAGACAGAGACGUGUCUCUAUAGACCAGAGCACCCCAAGAAACACCAGCAGAGAUGUAUAGGGAAGAAACCUCAACACUGCUGCUCUGACUGUGGGAAGAGUUUCACUAGCAGGAGUGAUUUCAUUAUUCACCAGUGGAUUCACACCCGGGAGAAACCGUACUGCUGCUCUCAGUGCGGGAAGAGUUUCAGUGCUUCUAACGCCUUCCAAUCUCAUCUGCAAAUUCAUGCAGGGGAGAGGCCUUACCCUUGCCUUGAUCAGUCAAGCAACCUGACUACACACCAGCUAACACAAACUGGAGUGAAGCCUUUUAUCUGUGAUCAGUGUGGAAAGAGCUUUGCUGUAGCUUCCACCCUGAGUAGACACCAGGUUACACACACUGGAGAGAAGCCUUAUAGCUGUGAUCAGUGUGGGAAAAGCUUUGCUGUAGUUUCCUCCCUGAUUAGACACCAUCGAACACACACUGGAGAGAAGCCUUAUAGCUGUUAUCAAUGUGGAAAGAGCUUUGCUGUAUCAGAAAAACUAACUAUACACCAGCGAACACACACAGGAGAAAAGCCUUAUAGCUGUGAUCAGUGUGGGAAGAGCUUUGCUGUAGUUUCCUCCCUGAUUAGACACCAUCGAACACACACUGGAGAGAAGCCUUAUAGCUGUUAUCAGUGUGGAAAGAGCUUUGCUUUAUCAGAAAAACUAACUAUACACCAGCGAACACACACAGGUGAGAAGCCUUAUCGCUGUGAUCAGUGUGGGAAGAGCUUUGCUGUAGCUUCCACCCUGAAUAGACACCAGCUAACACACAGUGGAGAGAAGCCUUACAGCUGUGAUCAGUGUGGGAAGAGCUUUGCUGUAGUUUCCUCCCUGAUUAGACACCAUCAAACACACACUGGAGAGAAAACUUAUGUCUGUCUAUGUGGGAAGAGCUUUGCUCUAGCUUCCACCCUGACUACACACCAGCGAACACACACUGGAGAGAAGCCCUAUAGCUGUUAUCAGUGUGGCAAGAGCUUCAGUCAAUCAGUACACCUGAAUACACACCAGCGAACACACACAGGAGAGAAGCCUUACAGAUGUGACCAUUGUGGAAAGAGCUUCAGUCAAUCAGUACACCUGAAUACACACCAGCGAACACACACAGGAGAGAAGCCUUACAGCUGUGAUCAUUGUGGAAAGAGCUUCAGUCAAUCAUUAAACCUGAAAACACACCAGCUAACACACACUGGAGAGAAACAUUAGAUAGACAUACAGUACCAGUCAAAAGUUUGGACACACCUACACAUUCCAGGGUUUUUCUUAAUUUUUUGUAUUUUAUACAUUGUAGAAUAAUAGUGAAGCCAUAAAAACUAUCGACAUAACACAUAUGGAAUCAUGUAGUAACCAAGACAUUUUUUAAAUAAUUCAAAAUAUAUUUAAGAUUUUUCAAAGUAGCCACCCUUUGCCUUGAUGACAGUUUUGCACACUCUUGGCAUUCUCUCAACCAGCUUCAUGAGGUAGUCACCUGGAAUGCAUUUCAAUUAACAGGUGUGCCUUGUUAGAAGUUCAUUUGUGGUAUUUCUUUCCUUCUUAAUGCCUUUGAGCCAAUCAGUUGUGUUGUGACAUGGUAGGGGUUAUAUACAGAAGUUAGCCCUAUUUGGUAAAAUACCAAGUCCAUAUUAGGGCAAGAACAGCUCAAAUAAGCACAGAGAAACAACAGUACAUCAUUACUUUAAGACAUGGUCAGUCAAUAUGGAAUAUUUCAAGAACUUUGAAAGUUCACUAAAACUUGCGCUUAAAUCUGAUUGAUUUCAACUCGUCUAAUAUCCAUUGCUCGUGUUUCUUGGCCCAAGCAAGUCUGUUCAUCCUAUUGGUGUCCUUUAUUAGUGGUUUCUUUGCAGCAUUUCGACCAUGAAGGCCUGAUUUCACGCAGUCUCCUCUGAACAGAGAAGGUUAAAUUAAAGUUUUAAAUAAAAAAUACAAAAACAGUUGAUGUUGAGAUGUGUCUGUUACUUGAACUAUGUGAAGCAUUUAUUUGGGCAAUCAUUUCUGAGCCUGGUAACUCUAAUGAGCUUUUACUCUGCAGCAGACGUGAAUCUGGGUCUUCCUUUCCUGUGGCGGUCCUCAUGAGAGCACUCAUCAUAGUGCUUGAUGGUUUUUGCGACAGACCGUAUACACUUUUCUUAUUUGAGCUGUUGUUGCCACCAUAUGGACUUGGUAUUUUGCCAAAUAGGGCUAUCUUUUGAAUACCACCCCUACCUUGUCACAACACAACUGAUUGGCUCAAACGCAUCCAGGUGACUACCUCAUGAACCUAGUUGAGAGAAUGCCAAGAAUGUGCAAAGCUUUCAUCAAGGCAAAGGGUGGCUACUUUGAAGAAUCUCAAAUAUGUUUUGAUUUGUUUAACACUUUUUUUUUGGUUACUACAUGAUUCUAUAUGUGUUUUUUCAUAGUUUUCAGGUCUUCUUGUUAAGAUGGUGCCGAAAAGAUGGCUGACAUUUUACAUGUCCGUAACCAAUUAUUUUGUUAUUUUUUUUGCUUUUGUAACUUAUUUUUUAACUUAUUUUGUACAUAAUGUUACUUCUACCAUCUCUUAUGACCAAAAAAUAACUUCUGGACAUCAGAACUGGGAUUACCCACCACGAACUGGAAGAAGCUUUUUCCUUUAACAAGUCACAAGAAAGAUAUACUGCUCUCCCGGGAACAGGCCCAUCUCCCCAUCAUUUGCGUGAAGAAAAGACGGAAAAGAGGACGCAUAACGGGGUGCCUUUUAAGAAUCUGUAGGGAAGCGAGUAAACUUCCACUGCGAUUAAUUCUAUUUGCUGGCAUGCAAUCAUUGGAAAAUAAAAUUGAUGUCCUAUGAUUAUCCUACCGACAGGACAUUAAGAACUGUAAUAUCUUAUGUUUCACCGAGUCGUGGCUGAACGACAACACAGAUAAUAUAGAGCUGGAGGGAUUUUCAAUGCACGGCAGAUCAGAGAAGCUACGUCUGGUAAGACUAGGGGUGGUGGUGUGUGUCUUUUUGUCAAUAACAGCUGGUGCGUGAUGUCUAAUAUUAAAGAAGUUUCGAGGUAUUGCUCACCUGAGGUAGAAUACCUUAUGAUAAGCUGUAGACCACACUAUCUACCAAGAGAGUUCUCAUCUAUAUUAUUCGUAGCCGUCUAUUUACCACCACAGACCGAUGCUGGCACUAAGACCUAAAAGAAAACUCUAUAAGGCCAUAAGCAAAGAAGAAAAUGCUCACCCAAGGAAUCAAAGGUAACCUACCUAAAUG